Pseudoliparis swirei is the source of this 3904-nucleotide messenger RNA. Its product is annotated as armadillo-like helical domain-containing protein 4. The record is from RefSeq and is a predicted model, not a curated record. The transcript has 8 exons. Lineage: Eukaryota; Metazoa; Chordata; Actinopteri; Perciformes; Liparidae. Bases 533 to 2242 code for a protein of 569 amino acids.
GCAAUACAAAGUUUAAUAUAAUACUUUCACCAUAACAAACUUCUUCUCUGGUCAGCCCUUCUUCUCUGCAGGCGACCUUUGACUCGAGGUUCAGGAGCUGUCCAUUCAGCACCACCACGAGCCUCUUUGGGAAAGACAAUGCAAGAGGGAACCAAUGAUGAUCAAAUACGACAAAGAACAGAUGCGCAGGAAAGGCAAUGCGGUUCUUAUCGUAUUAAGCCGAAUUCGCAACCGCCAAUUUGCAUACAUUCUGCAGAUUUCCAGCAUUUGGUGGCAGCACUUGUGUUCUGGAAGCAGGCGCACGUACGAGAAGAGACUUUCCGUCGGUGACGCCAAAGCUGCACAACAACAAGCCUCUCCUCUCCUUCUGCUGGCUUUCCCACACUUGACUCUCCUCAAAUUGUUUCCGUAUACACACGAGCGGAUUUGUGUAGUAUAAUAAUUUAAUUAUUUUUUUGCACACUGCAAGAUAAACUCUGCGUCCUCCAGGCACAGCGAUCCCGUCAUGGACUCUGGAAGGCACUGAGACAAGAUGCUGAUGUCUGGGAGGCUGCAGCGCCUCCUGCUGGCCGGGACCUGUCUCUGCGUCUACGGGACGCCUGUCCACCCCCCGACCGUCCCCCCCACCUGGGACGGCUCGGUCACCAGUGUCGGUGCGGAGCCUGAAACCUCAGAUGCAGAACACGUGGCUGGCCCGAUAUUGAAUGUAGGUGCAGGAGGGGCUGGCCCACAUGGGCGACCCGGGGGGACGGACCCGGUGACGCAGACGGAGACAAACGGGGACGGCCUCGGUGGAGGAUCUGGGCCGAGUGAGGAGGCCGGCGGAGAGGCACGGAGCCAGAGCGAAGAGACAAAGAGGUUUGGGAGCUCGUCUGAGAUGGGAGACGCUCUGAGACCGACGGAGGCGGGUCCAGGUCCGUCCGUUGAUCCAGACGGGAGACGGGAGGACGCCACUGUCAUCAAUCAGCCGAUGUUGAAGCGGUCGGACACAGUAAAUACAGCGAGAGAUGGAUUUUUAGCCUCCCCCACAGAGCCCCCACAGCUGAGCAUCACAGCCGGGGAGGCCGGAGACCCAGGGGAGGCGGACCGAACAAAACCGGACCCAGAAACUAGCUCGCCGUCAACCACAGAACCUCCAAAUCCCGGCGCAGCGACCCAGAAACUGGCCUCCCACAGCUCCAUGUUCGUCUCCCCGCAGACCUCCACACAUGUGUCGAUUUGGGACCACGAUGAAACAAUGUCCUCCCUCCCGGACCCCUUGCUACCCGAAAUUGGACCGAACCUGAUGCCCACAGGGGAUGGACCAGAAAGCCUGUGGACGGAGGCGGCGAGGCCCAGUGGAGUGGACACCGCGGCGCCGCCGUCUCAGGACGAGGCCACGGAGGGCACCAUGUCCUCGGAGGCUCUGCCUCUCAUCUUCGAGCCGUUUGAAGAUGUCACGCGGGUACCAGGCGGGGCUCAACCGCCCGCUGCCAUGGCGACGGGAGGAGCGCCUCAGUCGGAGGUGGACCUUGGGGAGACGGACGGCGACGGGCCCUCGCACCUAGCCCCGUCCCUGCUGAUGCCGGACUGGACGUCACCUUGGCAGACGUCCGGCGGCGAGCUCCUGCAGGAGCCAAUCGGCUCACAGGGUCCGUCGGCGUCACGGGAGGAUCACGCCGAGAGAGGCGCCGCGAGGACCCCGAACCUCGAGGAUCGCGUGCCCACCACCACCACCACCACCACCGGCCCCUCCUCCUUCUCAUCCUUCCAGCGUGCUAUGACAACGGUAACCAUGGCGACCCGUCGGCCGGCGCACAAAUCCAGAUCAGAGUUGGAGGAGAUGGAGUCUGAGGAGGAGGCAGAUGAAGACGAGAACUCUGAGGAAUCGGUGGAGGACGACAGCGAGGAGGACCUAACGGAAAGACCCAAAACGUCCUCAACGCGGCUUCCGUACAGCCUCAUCCCGCCGCCUCCCGUCUGGGUCCAGCGCAACCAGGGCUUGCUGAGGAGCUGGCUGGAGCUGAUCAGAGAGAAGGCGGGUUACGUGUCUGGGAUGUUGGCCCCCGUGGGCAUCGGCAUCACCGGGGCCCUGCUGAUCGUCGGCGCCCUCUACAGCAUCCGCAUGAUGCACCGCAAGAGGAGGAACAGCUUCAAACACCAGAGGAGGAAGGCCAGGCAGCCAGAGCAACCCGGAGAGCCCGGGACCAGCCGGCAGGACCAGGCCAUGCUGCUGGCCGACAGCUCCGAGGACGAGUUCUGAAGAGACCCUUCGGGCGGGGGCUCCCUUUUUCGCCGGUGACCAAUGGGGCUGAUCGACCUCCCGCCCCCCUUCAUCGCUAUGACUACCGCAUCUCCAACCACCCUGGACCGUUUGGUCUGUGACUCAUCUGAUCCACGGCGUGACUUUGAGGCCUAUCGGGAACAAUUUGCACCAACGGGAAAACUUUCUCCGAACGCCGUCGGGUGAUGUUCAUUCUGCAGCGCUGAACACAGAAAUGAUAUCGCUGCUUGUAUAAAAAAAUAUAUAUAAAUGCAUAAGCAGGGUUUUGGGAAAAGCGCGGACCGUCAGCGGGGUUUCUGUCAAGUAAUAACACAUUUUCAAAAAAGGGCUGUAGAAGAGUAACAUGACAUAAACAAUGUAAAUAUAUAUAUGUUCUGUAUGUGUAGCUGACUUGGGAUCAGUCUAAGUUUUAUUUGUGCGUUUCGCAAAAAGUAAGAUUUACAGAAACCUUCCCCAAAAAAAAAAGUAAAUAUAAAUAUAGAAAAGUAGCAUAAAAAAGAUUUUGAUGUACAAUGUUAAUAUAACUGGUAAAAGUUAUUCUUUUGCCACGACAAUAAAGUAUAUUCAUACACUUCUAAUGAUGGCUGGAAAAGCACAAAAAUUAAAAGACCAGGAGUUCAUAUUUGUGGAUUAUUUUUAACUUGCUCAUUUUUUGUGUGCCAAUCGUGUCGUUGGUGCUUUAACCGGUUCAGACGAGGACCGAUGAAGACGUUCUUUGGACGACUCGCGAGAAAUCACGUUUCUCUGAGAUGCAAAAAAAAAACAAGUCGUUAAGUUUUACGAGGAAAGGAUGCAAAAAAAUAUCUGAAAUGUUUGUAACACCAUCAGUUUAGUUUAAGGGAAAAAUUCAUUUUCUGUAAUUUCACGAGCCAUCGGAUAAGCUUCAUGUACAACUUGCCUGUUUAUUUGCAAUAAUACUGUUUUAGAGUAUAUGUGGUGUAAAACAGUGGACACUUUGUCUCUUAACGUAGAUAUGAAACAUGUGAUCAAAUAAACAAUUAAUUUAGACGUCUGAUUGGGACUCAAGCGGUGACUUUGUUUUGAAAUGAAAACCACACAACAGACACACAACCCGGUUUACAGCAUUAAAAAAAAUCAAAUAAUUUAUUUCUGUGUUCUUUUUCCACAUUAAAUAAAAGCUAUCGGACAUUUCCAGAUCAAAAUCAAGAGAGAGAGGGGGGGGCGGGAAGAGGAACAGGGGGAAACAGAAACGUGACAUGCAAAAAAAAUAUUAUUUUUUUGCUCUCCACCCCUUUGCACACAAGACAGCAGGAAGCCCCCCGUGAUUGGUCGACGGGACCACAGCCUUUAAAAAAAAAUUAUGUAAAAAAAAGAUUAUUUCUGGUGCGGCGUGAGAACGGAGAAGGUGGGGGUGUUGAUUGUUAUAAUAUACGCCACCUGGACGUCACAGCGGACGUACCAGGAGGGGAAAAACUGCCUCCGAACACUGAACUGGCUUGUCAAGUCAAAACUUAUUCCAAAAGCAUCGUCAUGGAGAGAGAGAGAGAGAGAUAGAGGGCUGGGUAACGCUGUGCAACGCCACGGCUACGUAUUGAUAUCGAUGACGAAGCCCCUUCAGUCUGUGAUCCAGGUCCAUUUUGUAAAGGGGUCACCUGACCUGUCCUUCCAUAUCAGUAGUCA